ACAGGCAGCACAGGCAACAGAACCGUGGCCCGCUGAUUUCUAAUCACAGCCUGCUCCAGCGAUGGAGCGUUGCGUGUUCAUGCUCCUGAAACAGCAUUCAGAGUGAGUAGCAUCACUUUCGCAGCUGAGUCUGAUCCAACCUUGUUUCUGUAGAAGAGCUAUAAAUACUGCUUCUUUCCCUCUUCUCUCUGCUUCUCCAAACACCUUGCCCUCUUCUCUCUGCUUCUCUCCAAAUGUCUUCCACAAAACACAACAACUAUGCCUCUAAAUUCCCCAAAUUCUUGUCUUUUCUGCUGACUCCCAAAAGAGAUUUCUUCUUGACGAGAAAAUCCUAUAGCACCUCUGCUCUCAUUUUGAGCCCCAGAAACCACUUGAGCCGAAUCUAUUCCAAAAACACCAAAAACACCAAAAACACCAACACCGGUGAGAAUACAAAAAACAAAAAGAAUGCAAGAAACGCAAGAAACGCUGAUAUUUCUACGCUAAAGUUACUCAUUUCAAGAAAAGCGUUACCCCACACUUUUCCAGAUGAAUUUUACAAAACCAGUUCUGCUGCUUCUGGCCCUAAUGAUCCAAACAAUAUUUUCAACAACAACCAUUUGCACGUCUUGAACCACUCUCUUUUAUCUUGCAACGACUUCAGCGCAUUGAACUUAUCGCCGGCAGCAAAGCUGGCCUUGUGUUUCCAAUUGUAUUCUUAUCUAAUCAACAACAACAUAUCGCUCUUGAACACCAACAUUGUCAACCAAUCAACCUACAGAAACCUAUUGUUUAUCUUCAACAACCAUGAUAACCUCUUUCAAUUAAUCACCUCAUACAAAUGUCUAAUCGUCCUAUCAACUUUGUUUUUUGAUGAGUUUUUGGAUCUUAUUGUCGACCAAUUCUUACCCAAAAUCAGAAUUCUUAUUUUUCUAAACCCGAAAAACUACAGCUCAAACAUCAUAUCAAACCUAAUCAUGGGCUACAUCAACAUCUAUCUAAUUUUCUACAACAACCCCAACCAAAACAAUCCCAUCUCCAUCACCGAAGAAUUUAACUACAACCAAGACGACGACAACAACGACAUAGAAGAAGAAAUCUGGAAAUUUAUCGAUUUAUAUGAUACUUACCCAAACAAUUCUGACAUCUUUUUCGCCAUAUCAAAUGCAUUGGGAGCCCUUUUUACUCUUUUUAAAAACUACAAUCUCCUAAACUCUCUAAUCUUUAACAUCAUAAACAUCCUCUCUCAAAAGAAAAACUACAUCAACAACCCAAUUACUCAAUUCCAAAUAUCCUCUUUCAAACUAAUCGCCUUCUUCUAUGAACUAUCCAUCAAUAACUUUAUCAACAACAACAACACUACUAACGACGACCUCUUACUAGAUUUGAAAUUUCUUAAUGAUUCCUACUCAACCAUAAUACUUCAAAAUCUAUCUCUUCUAAAUCAAAAAGUACAUUCAAACAAUAAAAACUUUGAUCAAAUCUUUAUCAAAAUCCAAAAUUCAAUCCAAAAUUCAACCAAAUUAAUCACGCAACUUGUUAACAAUCACAGAAAUAGCAACAACAACAGCAACAGCAACAACAACAUCAUCAUCUUCAAUAACAAGAUAAUAAACAAUUUAAACGACUUCUCUUUGGAUUUUGGUAAAAUAUCCUUUCCCAUCACCUCUCUCAACUCUCAAAAUACCUUCCGCAUUGACUCUUGGUAUAAAUAUUUCAUUUUAAUCCACUUGAAAUGGCUAUUCAACCAAUCUCUACCAUACCAAUUAUUCAACAACAAUCUACUACUACAGCUAUCUUCUCAUAACAACAACAACAACAACAACAACAACAAUAACAAUAACAAUAACAAUAACAAUAACAAUAACAAUACUAUUGUUCAAUAACCAUUAAAUUUGACCUAUAAGUAAAUACGUAAAUACGUAUAAACAUAUAAACAUAUAGAACUACCUUGUUGCUCACGC
Molecule: messenger RNA, 1943 nt
Organism: Ascoidea rubescens DSM 1968
Lineage: Eukaryota; Fungi; Ascomycota; Saccharomycetes; Ascoideales; Ascoideaceae
Exons: 1
Coding region: 234-1865 (543 amino acids)
Source: RefSeq, a predicted model, not a curated record